This is a messenger RNA of Ostreococcus lucimarinus CCE9901, 4557 nucleotides long. RefSeq lists its product with no specific name. The record is from RefSeq and is a predicted model, not a curated record. NCBI's taxonomy places the organism in Eukaryota, Viridiplantae, Chlorophyta, Mamiellophyceae, Mamiellales, Bathycoccaceae. The transcript has a single exon. The coding region runs from base 1 to 4557 and encodes 1518 amino acids.
AUGAACACCAUCGCGCCGCGCCGCGCCGCGCGUCGUCGACGAGCGACGACGUCGAGGCGUCGCUUCGCGUCACUUCGCGUCGCGCAGUGCGACCGACGCGUCGGCCGCAUGGCGGAUUUACGCCGAGUGCGCGGCGCGAACACGCAGGAACAGCUCGAGGCGCUCGAACGCGCGUUCAUCGAGUCGCGCGACGCGCCGUGCGCGAGCGUGCGGCGCGUCGGGGACGGCGCGCGAGGGAAUCCCGAGACGGUUGCGACGGAUGAUGUCGAACGCGGCGACGACGCGUCGACCGCGCGCGAGGACGCGGACGACGACGAGGACGCCCCGCGAGCGCGGUCGACGAUGAUGGAUGUCAUGGGGGACGUCGUCGAGCGCGAGACGAGCGCGAGCGGCGGGAUUGACGCGGCGACGACGGCGGCGAGACGCGCGGCGAGCGCGGCGACUGGGUUUCCAGAGGCGAAGCAUCGAAGCGAGACGAAUUUCGGGCGUAAGUCGAGGUACGCGGCGCGUAAGGCGGCGAUGCGAGAUAAAGGAAAGAGUGAUGGCGACGAUGCGGGCGAAGGGAAGGCGCGGGAGGCGGAAAAAGCGCCGGUGAGGCUCCCGCGCGUGGACCCGGAGAAGGAGGACGCGAGCAUACAGGAGGAGAACGAUCACAUCUUGGCGGCGAUGUCGCCGGCGGCGGUGAAAGAGGCACAAGAAGAAUUGGCUGGGAGGCUGAAUCCGAAGACGUUGGAGUUUUUGCGGAAUCGUGGGGCGAAUAAAGCACGGGUCGGUGCGUCGCCGUCAGCGCCGACAGCGCCGGCGCCGAAACGCGCUCGGGAUCGCAGCGAUGUUGCCACCGAGGCCUCAGCUCGGACGAAGAAAGUAACUACAGUUGGCGUUGAGCACGUGCGUUUCGCGCUCGACGGGUCGCCGCUUUUGGAUGCGACCGUCGACGUCGCGACGGGUUCCGCGCCCGCGCCGUUACCAACGGAGCGCGAUCCGUUGCGCGCGGGCGAGGGUAGCGAUAUCGGUUACACGUUCCAAGAAGCGUGCGCGCUCACGCGAAGUAGCGUUGCGAGUCAACGUACCAUCGGUUUACAAAUCAUCGGUAAGAUUUUGAAGCUCGCGCGGCGCUGGAGUUUCGAAUCCGUGGAUCCAUUGCCAUACGACGCCGACGAAGACGCGAUGGGCGAGUCGGACGUCGCGCCUCGUCUGCCGAACGGCGUGACGUGGGCCAGUGUUUGGGUGUACGCCACCGUUGAUUGCGCUGUAAUCACGUUGCUUCGGCGUGCGCUGGAUGACACCCAAACCCAAGCGACGGUGGCUGCUCUGUCGGCGAUUCGUUCGCUGUGCGGAGGCAUCGGCGUGGGCGGCGUUGAUGGUUUGGAGGUUCGGCUCGUCGACAUGCUGGAGAGCAGCGCGCCGUGCGAUCCGAGUGACCUUUCCUAUACAUCACCUCUAUGGAGGUCCGAGCCCGAAAACGCGCCGUGCGGCGGUUCAGGAUUUGAACCAAUUGCGUGGGAGCAUGCGGUUGAGGAAAUUCGACUCGCUGAAGAUUCCACCGUCGAGCUUGCGGACGAACCAGAUCAAGUCGAAGAAGGACUGAACAAACAAAUGAUGGAAAGAAGACAAGCGACCGAACAAGCCGCAGAUCCGAUCGCGGCGUUGUUACGCAUGGGAAUCUUGCAACGGCUUCGUUAUUUGCUCGAAGUUGAGCGCACUCCCCAGGCAGAGGUGUUCACGCACGAAUUGCUCGAGGCUUUCACGCGCCAUAGCAAGGCUGCGGCCAACGCGGUGGCGAAGUGUCCGCGUCUUGUUUCAAUUGUGAUCGCGCGAGUGAAAGAUUCGUGUGGCGGUGGGAGCCGUGGCUCUCCCACGGAACCAGCAACUGUCGGCAUCGCGCAUGCGGUUUGUGUGCUACGAUUGAUUUCACAAACUGAUGCCGACGUGGCGAAGGAGUUGGUGAAGGAAGGCGUGCUCAAGAGCGCGAUCCAAGCGGCUGUCACGUUCGGUGGUGUUAGCAUCGGCGUGGAAAACGAGCAAAGGCCGCGACCUCGCGGAUACGCCGCGAUGCUCUGGCGUGAGACGCUUCGAUUAUGGGCUGGUAUCUCGGCGUGGGGACUAGAUACCCCGGCGUUUGAUGCUAUUCACCCGUUGAUUGCGCCGUGGAUGGAGACUAACAACGACGCCGAAGAAUCGCUCGCGAUGGAUAUUUUCGCACUACUCACGACGUUGUCGAAGUCACUCCCACUUGAAGGCGCUGCUGAAGACGCCGGGCCGCCGGCUGAGCUUGAAAUCAUCGACACAGACAAGACAUUGUCUUGGCGUUGCGCCACGAUGGCGGCCAAGUGCGCAGAGUCUUGGAUCGCUUCCGGGGACUACGACACGUUUGCACUGUAUACCGUCGUAAACGCUGGUAGAUUCCUUGCCGCGCUCGUUGUUCGCUCCCCGAACGACGCUCAACCGAUGUUAUCACGAGUUUUGGGUUCGCCAAAUGACUCUUUCGGCGCAAUGUCCGUCGACGGUAUUCUCGGCGCUGCACUGUCGGCUUUGGAUUCGCUCGUUUACGCAUGUUCCAGCACAUCCGUAUUUAGUAAAAGAAACAUCGAGUUAUCGGCAUGGGGAUCAGUGCUACAAACGAUUUUACUUCUCACAAUCGUCUCUCCGGAUGUCUGGAAUCAGUCCUCCGUCACGACGUUGGCGUCGCAAAUCAUUCGCAAGUUUGGUGGUAAGCGUCGUGGAGUUUCUUCGUCAAGAACGAGCUUCGCUUCCGCAAGAGGGAGCAUGGAUUGUCCUUCGCGUUUAUCGCGCGGCUCCAUAGAUCAGCGAGUGAGCGAUGGAGGACUCCCCACGGGCGACUUUUCUUCAGACGACGAUCCCACUGUUUGGAUGGGUGAGCAUCCCAUAGUCGCGACGUCAAAGUUGGCAUUGCAGCGAGCGCUUAUCAUCGCUAUGGAGAUCUUAGACAAAGCAUUUACAAGUGAUGCGGCGCCGUCGAUAGGAAGAUCACCUCUGGGAAGCCCACCUCGACGAAUGAAGCGUGAUUUGCAAGAAGACGCGGCGGCGACGGUGGAUGCGACGUUGGGUCUCAUCUCCAUGUUACCUCCGGGCGCUGGUGUCGCGGCAUCCCAAGCCAUCAGUUCAGGUAUUUACUCGACGCGAGUUCUUGAACCGCUGCUUUCUCUGACGAAGAACGCUCUCGGCGACGCCGUGUCCGUGAUACAAGAUUCGAACGAGGAGGAAAGGGGUAGGCUUGCGAUUCGUGAAACAGGCGUCAACCUCGUCGCAGCAUCCGUAAGCCUCGUGCCUACAGCCGAAAUCGUCAGGGAAGCGUUGCUCGGAGGGUUCGCUAUGGAGUUGACGACGUCGUCAGAGGCGAAGUCGAUAUCAACGCCUGGUCCGUGCGUCGCCGUGGGUUCUUUGCUUCCGGGACACCCGCUGUGGUACUUGGCGCCGUGUUCGCCACGAACGACGAUUCAAGGCUGGGGAACGGCAGGUAUCGCGUGCACCUUGUCGCUCUUAAUGGGAAUGGAACUUGGAAAGGUACCGCGAGUUCGCGCAAUACGCCCUGCGUUGAAGAUGAGCGCUAUCGGUGCGAUUUAUACGAUGGGACCGAACGUUUGGAGAGACCCCGCGGUGUCCGCGCCGCUCGGCCUUCUCACCGAUUUGUAUUGGCGUCGCAUGGUAAAGAAUUACAUUCAGGCGUAUCAUCAAGGCGUUCGAGGGUACAGCAUGGAUCUGGGAUCAUUCUCAGCUGGCGAAGGCGGACUGAACGACCCUCUUCAACAAGCUCAAGGUACCGGAGAUGCGGCUGCCGCUGCGGCUAUGGUAAAUGCGUUCGCCAGCGAAAGCUUCGGCGACGCGCUCUUUGCGAGACACGUUGCAAUGUGGCUCCGAGUGCGCGUCUCCCCAAAGGCUCGCGCCGCGGCAUGGAUUGCGCUUAGCGAUGGUGUCGCGCUUCAUCUUUUACCGAGCGCGAAAGCCAUGGUACCGCCGGCGGCGGCGUACGUAUUCUUUCCUCCCGGCGGUGAACCGGAUCCGACGAUGCGCGAAAUUUACAUCAAGAGCAUCGAAUCGGGCGCCCUCGACAAAGCGCUCAGCGGUUGGGCCGGGGACGACUAUCCCACGCCAGGACGGGAGUCACCACCAAUUACAGCUGCUUUGGCGAUUCAUGCGCUUGCACACGUCAUUCUGUCACCCGGAGCCGGCGCUGAGACUGCAGUGUCGACGUUGCGUCGAAUCUUGCACCGACCCAACACGUCCGUCGUCCUCAGAGCCUUGAUUCACACGCCGCUGACGAUUAAACGUCGUCCUUCGUUUGCGUGUGCGUCCGUCGGUGCGCACAAAACGCCGUUCGGUAACGGCUUCGUGUACGGCAAACGCGGUCAAGAUAUUGAUAUCCCGCCGCGAAGAACGCUGUUGCUUGACGUGUGCGGCCAAGAUGCGCCGCUCAUCGCGCAAGUCGAACACGCGCUCGUCCAGGCAGGGCUUUUACAACCUGACGCGAUUUCGGAGCUCUCGAAAAAGUUGUCGUCGUCGGCGCAAAUUCAGGAACAAAGCGCGUUUUACAAAUAG